Molecule: messenger RNA, 2148 nt
Organism: Aspergillus saccharolyticus JOP 1030-1
Lineage: Eukaryota; Fungi; Ascomycota; Eurotiomycetes; Eurotiales; Aspergillaceae
Product: MFS sugar transporter
Exons: 4
Coding region: 1-1920 (639 amino acids)
Biological process (GO): transmembrane transport
Cellular component (GO): membrane
Molecular function (GO): myo-inositol:proton symporter activity
Source: RefSeq, a predicted model, not a curated record
AUGAAGGGUUAUUUCGGCAAGGAGGAAGCUCCCUUCGUGGGGGCAUCCACUCUCAACAGCCACGAGACUGAUGGCAACAUGACUCUCCAACGCUCGCUGGGCACCGUUGCGGAGCGCGCUCGCCGUAAUAUCAAUGCAAAGUUGGCGAACCCUCUAGCCGGUCAAACUCAAGAUGAACUGCGCAGGCGAGGCAUCAAUUUCGCCAUCGAACAUCAUUUGGGAGAUGAAGAAGAUAUACGUGCUUUCGCCAUGGGCGCUAUGUUGGCCCAGAGACCAGAAAAAUACGCAGAAGUCCCGGGUUUGACUCCCCAGGAGCUGGAAGUAUUGAAGAACGAAUUUGCCCACCGUUGGUCCCAGCCAUGGACGAUGUACCUGGUCAUCUGUCUAUGUUCCCUCUCUGCGGCCGUACAAGGAAUGGAUGAAACGGUGGUCAAUGGCGCUCAGAUCUUCUACAAGCAUCAGUUUGGCAUUGACGGCACAGACUCCCGCUCUAAUUGGUUGCUUGGACUGGUCAAUUCAGCACCAUACCUGUGUUGCGCCGUCAUCGGCUGCUGGCUGACGGUGCCUUUCAAUGCAUGGUUUGGCCGUCGCGGAACUAUCUUCAUCACAUGCUGCUUCUCUGCGCUGACUUGCCUUUGGCAAGGUUUUGUCAACACCUGGUGGCAUAUGUUCAUCGCUCGUUUUGCGUUGGGCUUCGGAAUCGGUCCCAAGUCUGCAACAGUUCCAAUCUACGCCGCCGAAACAGCGCCUCCUGUCAUCCGUGGUGCUUUGGUAAUGCAAUGGCAAAUGUGGACAGCAUUCGGGAUCAUGUUCGGCUACGCUGCGGACCUCGCAUUCUUCCAAGUAUCUGAUUCUUCGGGGAUCGUCGGCCUAAACUGGCGUAUGAUGAUGGCUUCAGCCUUGUUCCCAGCUCUUCUGGUCUGUUGCUUUGUCUUCACUUGCCCGGAAUCUCCCCGUUGGUACAUGUCGCGAAACCGCUACGACAAGGCCUAUGAGUCCAUGUGUAGCUUGCGUUUCAAUAAAGUCCAAGCCGCGCGUGACUUGUACUACAUGCAUACAUUGCUGAAAGCCGAGGCUGGGAUAAAGCUCGGUCAAAACAAGAUCCUCGAGCUAAUCUGUGUUCCCCGCAACCGACGUGCAAUGAUCGCAUCAGAACUAGUGAUGUUCAUGCAACAAUUCUGCGGUGUUAACGUUAUCGCGUACUAUUCGUCGGAGAUCUUUCUACAAUCAACUGGUCCGACUAAUAUGCUAACAACAGAGAACCAGCUGAGGGCACUAGCGGCGUCUUUCGGCUGGGGAAUGAUCAACUGGCUCUUCGCCAUACCCGCCGUGUAUACGAUUGACACAUUUGGCCGUCGCAAUCUUCUGCUAACUACCUUUCCUCUAAUGGCUUUGUCGAUGUUCUUUACCGGCUUCAGCUUCUGGAUACCUGAAGACACAAAAGGUUCUGCCCGGAUGGGGUGCGUUGCUUUAGGAACAUACCUCUUUGGAAUCGUGUAUUCGUUUGGAGAGGGACCAGUGCCGUUUACCUAUUCCGCUGAAGCCUACCCGCUCUACGUUCGUUCUUACGGGAUGGCUUUAGCUACCUCGACGACGUGGUUGUUCAACUUCACGCUAGCCAUCACUUGGCCUUCACUCCGUCAUGCGUUUACUCCUCAAGGGGCGUUCAGCUGGUAUGCCGGUUGGUGUAUCGUCGGAUGGUUUCUGAUACUUUUGUUCAUGCCCGAAACAAAAGGGAAGACGCUAGAAGAGCUGGAUCAGGUGUUUGGAGUUCCCACGCGCUUCCAUGCAAAAUACGGGCUGCGACAGAUUCCUUACUUCAUCAGGAGAUAUAUCCUCCGUCGGAAAGUUCGUCCUCAAAUUUUGUACGAGAGAGAGGAUGACGAGCCUGUGACCGACACCGGAUAUGACCAUAUUUGAUGCAAGUUGCCUUCAGAUCAUGUCUCCGCUCCUUUGAUGUGGCGUGGCAGGAAGAGCGUAAUCUUGUUUAUUGUACAGGGGUCUGCUGCUGUGCCUUUGUCCAUAACUGCAUCGGGUUCUAGCAAGAUUUGAAAGAGAACGGAGUUCUUGAUGGAUUUCCAAUUUCAUUUCCAAUUUCUGAUUGUUCUAAUAUUUUAAGAAUGGUGCAUGAAAUGUGAAAAGGUAGGG